UCCCCUAAUCAUCCUUACUGAGUUACUCUCCCUCAUCUUCACCAUUCUCUCUCCUCCACAUUUUAUCAUCCCCCACUCUCUCUCUACUUAAAACCCCAUCCCCUCCUCCUUUCCCCUUCCUUCUCCACUCAACCCCAUUCUACUCUUUCUCUUUCCUCCCUCAACACAACACCAUCUCAGAGGUGGUAGCUAUCUCAAAUCACCACACCAUGGCGGCCACCACCCACCUCAUCUUCCUCCUCAUUACUCUCCUCGUCACAUUCCCCACCUCCGAAUCCCGCCUCUCCGCCACCUACUACUCCAAGUCCUGCCCCAAAUUCGACGAAAUCAUGGAACAAACCACCACCACAAAACAAAUCAACCACCCCACCACAGCCGGCGCCGCCCUCCGCCUCUUCUUCCACGACUGCUUCGUCACAGGCUGCGACUCAUCCACCCUCAUUACCUCCACCCCUUUCAACACCGCCGAACGCGACGCCGAAAUCAACCUCUCCCUCCCGGGGGACGGCUUCGAUGUAGUCGUCCGUGCUAAAGCCGCACUUGAGUUAGCCUGCCCGGGAGUCGUCUCUUGCACCGACAUCCUCGCCGUGGCCACCCGCAACCUCGUGAAAUUCGUCGGCGGCCCUUACUACUCCCUCCUCCUCGGUCGCAAAGAUGGCCUCGUCUCGAAAUCUACAUUAGUAACUCCCACUACAUUACCCAAACCAAAGAUGACGCUUGACGAAAUGAUCGAGAUCUUCGCCCGACAGAAGUUCACUAUCCGGGAAAUGGUCGCCCUAAGUGGGGGUCACACAAUCGGAUUCUCCCACUGCUCCGAAUUCGCAUCCGGGAUCUACAACUACAGCUCGACCCAGCAGUAUGACCCGACUUACAACCCGAGGCUAGCUCAAGGGUUGGAGAAAGCAUGUAGCGGGUAUCAAAAAGAUCCAAGCCUAUCCGUGUUCAAUGAUAUUAUGACACCCAAUAAAUUCGACAAUGUUUACUUCCAAAACUUGCCAAAAGGUUGGGGAAUCUUGGCUUCGGAUCGGGUCUUGUAUACCGACCCGAGAACGAAACCAUUUGUUGAAUUAUAUGCCCGUGAUCAGAAUGCGUUUUUCAGUGAUUUUGCGAAAGCAAUGGAGAAAUUGAGUCUUGUUGGUGUUAAAACUGGGCGACAUGGCGAGAUUAGGCGCAGGUGUGAUGCCUUCAACAAUUAAAAUUAAAAAAAAACAAAAAAAGAGUUUAGAUGAGUUAUUAGUAUUACAGAUUUUGCAAUAAACUAUUGCAUUUUUUGAGGGUAAUUUCUUAGAUUUUUAAUUUGUUAUUUGAUUCCCUGGUUGCGUUUAAUUAUAAAUUUUGUUAAUGGGUAUUGUUUGUAAACUACUGAAUUGAAUCUCUGUGUAUUUACAUUGUCAUAAGUCAUAACACCAACGCUAGCUGCCUAGCUUAUACA
Messenger RNA from Spinacia oleracea (spinach), 1432 nucleotides. Its product is annotated as peroxidase 31. NCBI's taxonomy places the organism in Eukaryota, Viridiplantae, Streptophyta, Magnoliopsida, Caryophyllales, Amaranthaceae. Gene Ontology annotation, biological process: hydrogen peroxide catabolic process; response to oxidative stress. Bases 210 to 1196 code for a protein of 328 amino acids. Gene Ontology annotation, molecular function: heme binding; peroxidase activity. The transcript has a single exon. The record is from RefSeq and is a predicted model, not a curated record.